Molecule: messenger RNA, 2584 nt
Organism: Wyeomyia smithii (pitcher-plant mosquito)
Lineage: Eukaryota; Metazoa; Arthropoda; Insecta; Diptera; Culicidae
Product: transcription factor grauzone-like
Exons: 4
Coding region: 455-1996 (513 amino acids)
Cellular component (GO): nucleus
Molecular function (GO): zinc ion binding; DNA-binding transcription factor activity
Source: RefSeq, a predicted model, not a curated record
AACCCGAGAAAUCGCGGAAAACUUUUAUCAAUAAUGCGUUCCGUAGUAAAAUUUUGGGACAGCAACAAGUUUUUAACGAAAAUUGGUGAUGUUUUAUCGUCACAUUGAUAAUUUAUCAAACGUCAUGGACCAACAAACUUCAUGGACCAGAGUUGAUCUGCGAUAACGCACACAUAUAUGAAAUUUGACAGCGGUAAAUCCCCCCUGGAUAUUUUCAGUUUUUCGAGCAGUUGCUGACAUUUUUCAAAAACAUCUGGCAUUUCUGUCAUUAACAGUCAGGAACGAGCGUGAAAGUUGUAGCAAGCGUUGUUUUGUGUUUGUUUGGUACGUAAUCUAGAACUAAUAUUUGACAUACUUUUGGCUAAAUAGGAUUGUAUCAUUUGCCACCUAAUUACAUAACGAAUUGCAAAAAAGUCAGCAUUUUUGAGCGUCAAAUUAAACCCGCUGGAUCAACAUGGAUUUAAUGUGCAAUUUAUGCCUUUGUCGGCGACCAGAUAUGACGGUAGAAAACAAAAAAAUGCGUGAACAAAUCGACAAAAUUUUUUACUUCGAGAUUUUCCGUCAAUCUAAUCACACAAUGAUUUGCUCUAGUUGCAAAGACACAGUGAUAAGCUUCUAUGACUAUGCUGAACAGGUAAACAGAAAUCAACAGACCUUGCGAUCAGUUCAGCUUCCGUCUACGAGUGGGGUCGAAACGAAGCCGCAAAUAACGGAUGGUACCUUGAUAAAACUUGAAUGUUCGUUAAUGGAUGAGGAUCAGGAAGAAUAUGAAACAGAGUGGGUUGAUGUGAUGGAUAAAUUAGAAACAUCGAUCAACCAGGACUCCAGUAUUGAAGAGGAAGAUUCGAAAAGUCGAAUCAAACAAAGUGCUAGUGAUUCGAGUUCUGAUGGUGAGCAAUACCAAGACGAAAUCACCGGGGACGCAGAUUGGGAAGCAGCCGCUGUAGAAGAUAACAGAACAUCUCCAAAAUCAGUCAAGCUAAAACGAAAGUACAUCAGGAGAAAAAUAGCACCAGGAAAGUCCUCUGUUCGAAAAAAGAAUUCAGCACAGGGUGGACAGGAAUCUUAUAGUGAAGACUCGGUUUUACAACAUUUUAGUCUUGUAUGCGACAUGUGUUCUAAGCCGUUGGAAGAUUUCAAUGAGUUACGCGAGCACUUCAAAGAAGCGCACGGUCAGCAGGGAUAUAUCAGAUGUUGUGACAAAAAGAUAUUCAAAAAAUGUUGGAUGGUCGAGCAUUUGCAGGUUCACUUGAAUCCAGAUACAUUCCACUGUGACACCUGUAACAAAAGUUACAGCUCAAAAAGAGUACUAAACGAUCACAAUAAGGAGGUGCAUGCGUCGGACGAGCAGCGGGCUCUUAGUUGUGAGGGGUGUACUAAGCGAUUUGCCUCGAAGCGGCAUUUAAAUGCACACAUGUCAAUGGCCCACGGAUCGUUUCCUUGUCCACAAUGUUCGCGAAUACUGGCAUCGCAGGGAUCUCUUAAACAUCAUGUUCUAACGAUACAUGGUGAAGGCGAGCAAUUUAUCUGUGACAUUUGCGCGCGUGUUUAUCGCACCAAGCGUUGUCUUGAGACGCACGUUAAAGGUCACUUGGGAACGCGACAGGAGGAUAAAGUUCAAUGUACAGUUUGUGCUGUUUGGUUCACUAACAAGUACCAGCUGACGAAACAUAUGAACCGCAUUCACAUUAUGCCAGAGCAAAUGUUAGAGUGCACUUUGUGUGGCAAGCAACUGCGCAACCGCGAGGCUUUGAAUGGACACAUGCACCGGGUGCAUAGCGAAAACCGGUUUGAAUGUGAGUUCUGUUCCAAAACCUUCAAAAGACCCCAUCACAUGAGAGAGCACGUUGCCAUUCACCACACCGGAGAAGAUCUGUACAACUGCAAUUAUUGCGAGGAGCGUUUUAAUUCGAAGAACAAACAGUACACACACCGGAAAACUGUACACCCGUUGGAAUUUGAGGAGGAAUUGCGUCGACGGAUUAUGAAGGAAUAGAGAACGCAUACGGUUUUUUUUUCUCCUGUAAUAACCUGUAAGGGUGGGCAUCCAAGUGAAAGAUUGCUAAACAGUUAAGACCAACCAAUCGUAUUCCAAUUCAGUAUUUUUAUGACUUUUAACACGCAAAGAACGUACCUACUUUUUUUAUCAUUUUUGACAUGGAAUAACAGUGCCAACCUAAAAUUCAACGCUAACAGUUUCGCUUAAUAAUUGAAGAAUUGGCAUAAUUACUAAUUGAAAAUCAGCGUCGAUAAUUAGCGGUGUCCAGCCCUGAAAUUCUAUGAUUUUGAGGAUUAUAGUUUGCAUACACUUAUACCAAUUUCAGGUAGUCUUGAUUAGGGACAAACAAGUUUUGUUUAUAGUGUUUUCAUUUUCAUCUGUUGAUUGCGUGUAAGCUUUGUAGUAAAGUACGCCAACAGUAUGCCGCAUGUGCUUUAGAGGAAAUAUCAAUAUGUUUUCUUCAAUUCUGUCAGAGAGAAGAAGACAUUUCCUCCAAAGUUAAUUUCAGCAGAAAACAAAAAUAAUUCUUGCUAUCAGUAAAUAUAAUCGAGAUUUGUAAUAGCGUAAAUAUAAUUUUUAAUUAUU